Molecule: messenger RNA, 1476 nt
Organism: Rotaria sordida
Lineage: Eukaryota; Metazoa; Rotifera; Eurotatoria; Philodinida; Philodinidae
Source: the annotation of a GenBank genome assembly
AUGGAAGAUCAAAAUAAUGUCAAAAAACCAUUAUUACCACCAACUCUACCUCGUUGGUGGCGUGUAUUACUACCUCUAAGUCUUAUAGUAAUAAUAUCUACUAUUGAUAAGAUAGUUCUAAAUGAUUUUAUCGAAUAUCGUUAUACGAUUUAUUAUGGAUUAAAUUCUUCAUCCACACAAAAUAAUCAUGAAUUAUGUUUAAAUGCUAGUCGAAGAUCACAUUAUUCUACAGCUUCAAUAUUAUUAACAACAACAACACCAAAAUAUCCUAUAUCAACUACACUAUCACCAAAUGAACAAAUUCAAGCAUCAAAUGCACAUUUAAAUGUUCUUCUAUCUCUUGCUGCAACUGUACCUUCUAUUUUAAUAUCGAUUCUUCUUGGUGCUAAUUGUGAUCGAAUUGGACGAAAAUCUUUAGUUGCUUUACCAUUUAUUGGUAAAAGUAUACGUUAUGUUAUUUUAACAUUUGUUGCUUAUUACGAUCUAUCGAAUAUAUGGAUUAUUCUAUCAGUUAUAUUUGAUGGUAUAUUUGGAACAGCAGCUUUAAGUAUUUUAAGUUCAUUUGCUUAUGUAACUGAUUGUACAAAUGAAAAAAAACGUACAUCAAGUAUUACAGUUACAGAGGUUUCUCUUAUUGGUAGUCGACUUUUACCAUUACUUCUAGUGGGAAUAUAUUUACAACAUCCAAGAUAUGUUCAAUUAAUGAUAUUUACAUUACUAUUAAGUGUAAGUGGGUUUAUUUUUUGUAUUUUUUUCCAACCGGAAUCAAAAUUAAAUGUUCAACAUUUAAAUAUGUUUCAACAAUUAAAACAAUGUGAAUUUCAAACAAUAGCAAAAAGUUUUCGAGUAUUUUCUGUUAAACGUAAAGAACAUAAACAAAGAUCAUUAUUAAUGUUAGUUAGUAUACAUCUACUUUCAAUUAUUAUGCUAUUGGGAAAUAUGUCUAUAAAUUUUCUUUAUUUAUAUGGUGCACCAUUUUGUUUUGAUUCAUUUGGUGUAAGUUUAAAUAAUUCAGUACAAAUAGUUACUACUGUUUUAUUAACUAUACCAUUUACAUUAUUUAUUGCUAAACGUACUGAUCAUUUAUUAUUACCAAUGCUUGGUUGUUUAGCUUACAUAACACAAUUAAUUUUAUUUGGAAUAGCUCCACAAAAUUGGAUACUUCAUUUAGCUGCCGGUAUUGGUGGUAUGUUGUAUGUAUUAAUACCAAUAAUACGUUCACGUAUUACAAAAUUAGUUGAACCUGAUGAAUAUGCUGUAGUCUUUAUACUUGCUAGUGUAGUUGAAUCAGGUGGUUAUUAUGCAAUUAGUGCACUAACAAAUGAAAUUUAUCAAUUAUCAUUAUCAUUUUAUCCGGGUCUUGUUUUUUUUUGUCUUGCAAUAGUUGGUGUUAUAACAAUUAUUUUGAUGUCAAUUUUGUACAUUUUGGAAUAUCGACCAGCAGAAACGGAGAAGACUUUAAGUCUAAACGAAUAG